AUGGCUGCGGCAACAGCAACAAUCAUGCCAUCCGCCGCGGACCUGGUCAACAUGGACCUUCGCUCCACAGACAUGCAUCGAAUCCCGCCAAAAGGCUUUGCAGACGCCAGCGUUACCAAAACCAAGCCGUUGCGCUCGCAAAAGUCGGUGCCUUCGCCGUCAUCAUCUCCCGCAAAGCAGUUCCGUCCUCGCUCCGCUCAGCAAUCGCCCUCGAUCCCACAUCGUCGCGUCUACAACAUCGACAGCGAUCACUCGGCCAUCGAAGCCGGCUCCAGCAUCUCGGACGACCGCUCCGUCGCCGCUUCGCUUCCGCACUCUCCUCCACUAUCCACCGCUUCGCCACCGAGAUCGCCGGCUCGUCUCGCUGUGCCCUUGCCGCACGUGCACUCGGGCUCGCCCACGCGCCCCUUGGCUCACAAAAAGUCUUCCGAGCCCAGGAGCAAAGCGACGCGUAACCAGCAUCUCGCCAACCUAGAGGCAGCAUCUCUUUCCACCCCGGAGCUCCAUCUCGCUUCGGACCCCAUGCUCGACACCCAGGAGCCAUCCUUCUUGCGCAGGCUCGGUCGCAACUCGCGCACUCAAUCCAACGACGCCAUGUCCAACACAGGCAGCGAGGGGGUCCCGUCCAGCCACAGCCACGGCCGCACGAACAGCUACAACGCCGUUAAGCCCGGCCUCGCAUAUGCCAGCUUUGGUGCCGCCAUGAGCGCCGUCGAAUCGCACACCGAGGGCUCACCCACCCUCGCCGUGCCUGGGAUGCUGCGCUCGCGAAAGCAGAGCAAUGCCACCAUUCGCAGCGCGGAUUCGUCCGCCACCGCCUCGGCUUGGACACGCGACAACGUCAGCACAGACACGCUCAGCCCACCCACCAACCACGACGCUCGCUCCACCUCCUCCUCCUCGUCAACCAAAGCUUCAACCGGCAAAACCAAGGCUCUGGGCGGGACGUGGUUCCGACGCAGCCGGAAAGAGGGCAAGGAGGGCGAAUCGUCCCGAGCCGCGGGGAGCCGAGCGAGCCAAGACGUCGCCGAUGCAUGGACGGCAGAAUCUGCGAGCCAAGCAUCGCUGCAGCCCAGCGAGACGAGUGCGGCGACUGCAGGCUCAGGCACCACCUUGCUCACCGAGAGCAACGUCACCUCGCUCUCGGCCACCACCGACGUGUCUUUCGGCAUGGCCGACCUCGCCUCGCCUCAAGCCGCGCUCGACAGCAUUCGCAAAGCGCGAUCGUUCAUGAUGCGAGAACUCAGCCGCCUCUCCGACGUGGAUCGAGGCCUGGACCGCGAGAGGAUCUCCCAACUUGGCUCGCCGAUGAACGCCGAAUCCCCCGACGCCGGUGCCGAGGCUUCGCAUUUCUGGCACAGCAUUGCAGAUGGGGUGCUGCUCUGUCUGCUUGCAAACCGCCUGCGACCGGCUAGCGUGGAUCGAGUCGAUCGCAGAGACCUCGAGUGGGUCAAGGCGGACAACAUCUCGAGGUUUUUGAGGGCAGCGCGCGACCACCUGGGCCUUCGAUCCAAGGACCUCUUCCAGACAUUCGAUCUCACCGAUGGCACUGUAGAGGGUCUCUUACGCGUCGUGCACACGCUGCAGGCCACCGAAAAGGUGAUGAAGCGCAACUCCAGGGUCGCCGCACGAGCGGCGGCUGUCAAGAUCGAGCCGCGCACCACAUCCAUGACGCCUCCCUCGACGCCACGCGCACACGACCGCAAGCCACUCUCCAUGGGCACCGGCGAUCUGGAGCGUCUUGCCAGCAGCUCGGAAUUGUCAAUCAACGACGAUACGCCCAAACGGACGAUGCUCACCAUCCAGCAGAAUCGACGCGAGGCAGAGCGCAUCCUCAUGGGCGCAACCGAGCUCUCGCGAUCGCAGGGCUCGUCUGCCGACAGCAACCGACGCUCGCUCGAACUCAGCCGCAGCAAACAGAAGGGCGCGUCCAUCACGUUUGCAGACUCGGUCAAGCAGGUCAGCUACACCGGAGACGAAGAGGGUCGCAUGCCCUACCGCGACCGCAAGCUCAGCGAAUCGGCCAUCAGCCUCACGGGCGUGGCCGAGGAGCCCGAAGACGGCGCUGUGGGCAAUGCCGAGGUUCUGCCGAUGGUCGACAGCUUUUCCAGCUCCCAGUCCAUCCCCCUUGAACGCGUUCAGGGCCGACGAGGCAGCAGCGAGUCUGACAAGUCCAGCAAGGGCUUCCCUGUGAGAGCCGCGCCUUUGGCUCGCAGCACCUCUCAGAAGCGCAUCAGCCAAGAACUGGCGCUCGGGCAGCUUCCGAGGGCCGUGAUCGGAUCGACCGAAAACCUCGACGACUACAUUUCUUCUUCGGGCGGAAGUCCGUCUCGCCAUGCUCCUACCCGACGUCACAGCGCGCGUCUCUAUCCUGGGCCGUCGCUGCUGAAUCCCUCGCGCGAGUCUCUGCUCAACCUUGGCGCCCAGUCCAACGGAGAGGCAGACACCCCGCCCUCGGCCCGGGUCCCCUUCCCGCGUGGUGCCAACGACUCGCCUGGCGCACGUCGGAUGGCCCGUCACCUCUCGAUGAACGCCGGCAGCGUCGACUCUUUCUCGCUCACAUCUAGCACCUCCACCGCCACCACCGGCAGCAGCUCGCCAAAGAUCACCACGCGUCCUCAGUUCCGUCACAUGCGAUACUCCUCCGACUUGCAUCUGCCUCUUCUCGGCCGACCGAUGUCCAAUGGCCCGCGCUCGCCCGAUCCUUCCAGCGACGAACGCUCGUUCGUCUCAACCUCUCGCAGCCGCUUCGACUCCGAGAUCGGCUCAAUCUACACCAACACCCUCGGCAGCUUCACCGCGGAUGACAGCGCCUCGGCUGUGACCAAGGCCAGUCGCGAUGCGACCGGCCCAAAGCACAAGCUCGUCGUCACCGAGGCGGGCAAGGCGAAUGUCACCUAUCAGCUCGGCAACUGCAUCGGCCGUGGUCAGUUCGGAUCCGUGUAUCGUGCACUCAACCUCAACUCGGGCCAGAUGGUCGCCGUCAAGCGCAUCAAGCUCGACGGCCGCAGCGACGACGAGGUCACCGAGCUCAUGGGCGAAGUCGACCUGCUCAAGAGCCUCAGCCAUCCGAGCGUGGUCAAGUACGAAGGCCUCGUGCGUGGUCCCGACGUCGUCUCCAUCAUCCUCGAGUAUGUCGAGAACGGCUCGCUCCUCCACACGCUCAAAGCAUUCGGCAACUUUCCGGAGAAGCUCGUCGCAAGCUACGUGGUCAAGAUCCUCGAGGGCCUCAACUACCUCCACGAGCAGAAUGUGGUGCAUUGCGAUCUGAAGGCGGCCAACAUCUUGACCACCAAGAACGGCAACGUCAAGCUGUCCGACUUUGGUGUCUCGCUCAAUCUCAAGGCGGUCAAGAAGAUGGGCAACAAGAACGAUGCGAUUGGCACGCCCAACUGGAUGGCCCCGGAGGUCAUCGAGCUCAAAGGCGUCACCACCGCCGCCGACAUCUGGUCGCUCGGAUGCACGAUCAUCGAACUGCUCACCGGCAAGCCGCCGUACUACGACAUGCUAGCCAUGUCGGCCAUGUUCCGCAUCGUCGAGGACGACUGCCCUCCCAUCCCCGACAAGUGCUCGGAUGCCCUGCGCGACCUGCUGCUCCAGUGCUUCAACAAGGAUCCCACCAAACGACCCAGUGCCGAGACACUCUUCGAGCACGAAUGGAUCCGCCAGGUCUGGUCCGGUCACAAGGAGCUGCGGCCGCAGGACAGCGUCCCCUUCCUUCGACGCAUCAGUGCCGAUAUUCGACGACUGGAUCCGCGCAUCUUUGAGAAGGAAGAGGCUAGCCCCGUCCAGCCGCCCAUGGAGAGAUCCAGCUCGUCUCCGGACAAGACCUUGCAGCGGCCCGGGUUGGAAGCGCUUCGUGCCAACACGUCCCCGGCCGAGUCCUCUGCUGGAACGAUCACGGACAAAGCGACCGGCGUCUCGCCCAACACUUCGCCACCUGCGAAUGUGUCGUCCCUCCCGCCCAUCGAUACGACCUCUGCGCGUCAGACGGCCAAGGCGACCAGCCCGUCGCCUGCACCCGCUGCGAUGCUGUCGCCAGGUGGCGACUCUUCCAUGCUCGAUCUCAGCCUGGUCGGCGAUGAGGAGGCCAAGCCGCAUGCGUUCGUCAAGAGCACCUUCAGCAAGGCGGUCGUCUGCAAGAUCUGCCGCGAACCGGUCAAGAAGCAUGCCGUGCUGUGCGAAGAGUGUGGCCUCGUAUGCCACGCCCGGUGUGCUGGCAAUGCGCCUUCGCCGUGCAAUCUGCGAGCGCAGCUGCUUCUCUUCCAGCAACGUGCCUCGUUGGAUCAGACGAGUCCGAUGUCGUCGGCGGCCCACUUGGCGCCGGUGUCUCCCGUGCUUGGCGGAGGUGCACCUGCUGGGUCGGCGCCGAUCAACUUCCGCUUCCCCUUUGGCAUGAAGAGGCAGUCCAAGUCGCCAACGAUCGAAUCGCAGCCGCAGCUUGGCUUUGGCGCGAUCGCUGGUGCGGAGACCGACGGCAUCCUGCCGCCCUCGCCGCCGAGCAGCACCGUUGCACCGAUUGGCAAGCCCAGCAAGGACGAAAAGGUGCGCAGGCGCCGCAUCUCGCUCAUUCCAGGUCGCCAGCGAUCUCCGUCGCCUCCGCCCGAGAGUGCCGAGUCGCUGCAGAGCCCGUACGGCAACGGCACGCUCCACGGCGUGCGACGCCACAGCUCGAUGAGCUACAGCAGCAUCAGCGGUGCCAGCAGCAUCUCGAGCGCCGGCGGCGUGAUGCUGGGCAACUCGAGCUCGCGAGGUUCGUCGGCGCAACAGCACCAGCAACACGUGCUUGUGGGAAUGUCGUCGCCGGCGCUGCCGCUCGAGCAGAUGCCGCGUGCGUCGCCGGACCGCUUCCGUCGUCGACUGAGCUCGGGCGUCUAUGGUGCUUCCGAGGCGACGCCCGCUGCGCGCAAGGCGACCAAGCCAGGUGUGGCGACGGGGCAGGCGACGCCUACGCCCCAGGCUGCAGUCGAGCGCAAAAAAUCACGACGAGUGUCGUCCAAGACGGACUGCAUCAUCAUGUGA
Moesziomyces aphidis is the source of this 5022-nucleotide messenger RNA. The record is from the annotation of a GenBank genome assembly. Lineage: Eukaryota; Fungi; Basidiomycota; Ustilaginomycetes; Ustilaginales; Ustilaginaceae.